Molecule: messenger RNA, 1678 nt
Organism: Chlorocebus sabaeus (green monkey)
Lineage: Eukaryota; Metazoa; Chordata; Mammalia; Primates; Cercopithecidae
Source: RefSeq, a predicted model, not a curated record
AUGAUCGCGAUUCCCGGGGGCGGCGGCGGCGGCUGCUGGCUCCGAGGAGCCUCUGUGACAUCCCCCAGCGAGCCCCGCACCGCCUCCGGGCAGGCGGGAGGGCUGCGGGCGGCUGGCGCCGGGUGGCGAGUAGGCGCUGGGCCCCGGGUGAGUGCACAGGGAGGGCGACGAGGCCUGGCGCCUGGGGCCGGCCGCGCUCUAGGGCUCGCAGGCGCUGGGGCUCGGCUCCGGCUCGGGCUCCGCGCCGCUGGCUCUGCGUCGCUCGCACUCCAGGUACGGGUGACUCACACAGUCACUCGCGCCCGCCCCUCGCGCUCACUCGCUCCCCCGCCUCGCCGCCGCCGCGCAGGCCAAACCCACUGGCGCGCCUGGACCGAAGUGGCAGGGAACGUGCACGUCGGGCACCCUGGGAGGGAGGGCGCAGCGGGGGAGGGGGCGGGCAGAGACCCGGAAAGCUCCGCAGACCGCCGCGGGUGCGACUUUGCGGCCUGGGGAGCGAGCCUCGCGCCACCGCCGCCGCAGGCCGGGGAGCCCAGCCAGGGGCACCCUCAUCCCAGGCUGACUGACGUCCCUGGCACCCAAAUGUCGCGGGGAGUGCGGGGCCAGGGUGCGCCCUCCCUCCUCCUCCAGCCAGUAAAACCGGGGACAGCGGCACCCAGUCCCAGGGCGGAGGCCGUCUCUGCUGUGCGCAGCGACGCGCCCAGGCCCAAGGGCCGGAAGAUCCGCGGGGAACCCGGAGACCCGCGUCCCAGAGGCGCCGAGGGUUGCACCGCGCCCGCUCCUACGGGCUUCUUCCGAGAGGUCGCUUCCCGCGCGUGUCCGCGGGAAGUCCUCGGAUCCUAGAUGAGAAAGAGCCUUCUCUCACCGGCUCCCAGACCCCGUGCUUUUUAAUACCUGUCCUUGCAGAGCGACUGGUCAUUUUUGGCCCGAGGCAAGCUUCUCUUGAUUAAUAAAUGACCACGGCUCGUUUUAAGUGUGCAUAGAUGUAUACAUUGUAUUGUUUUGCAAUUCAACACCUCAAAUAUCUGGGAAAAGUUCUUCACCUGCAUUAAUGAAAGCAAUUACAAACUCGUAGUCCAAACCAGAAGAGCCAGAAAAUCAAGUAGAAGGCUCAGGGUAGGAUGAAACCAAAGAGAACAGGAAUCGUUUCUUGCUUUUAAUCAGAUGUCAGGUUAUUGGACUCACUUGAUGAGAGGGAGCAAAAUGAAUCAAACACAGCCUAGGUUCAAAGCCUGACCCCGCCAUCUAAUGACGGGACCUUGUGCAAAUUCUUAGUCGCUCUGUGCCUCAAUUCUUUAAUCUACAAAAUGGGAAUAAGGAUGCAGCUACCUAACAGCUUCUACCCUCCUGCUGUGAGGAUUAAAUGAGUCAGCAGUUCUGAACAGCUUCAAUUGGCCUGGCUCAAGGGAAGCUCUAGGGAAGAGUCAGCUAGGAUUAUUAUAAAUUGGUUAUAACAAAGAAGCGAAUACAUUCCGUUGCUAGCACACAGAUUAAGACUCAAUAAUGCCACAUACCAACUGCCACUGCUCUGACAAAUAUUUCUGUCAUUUCAAAAAAAAAUCAUGGCUGCAGCUUUUCAUGAAAAAAGCAAACCAUUGGUUUCUCGGCCUCUUAAACAGCUGCACUGAUGAACAUAUUCAUAAUAAUGCUGUACUGUUUGACUUUCCAGAAGACGUAA